UUUGUGGAAGACUCUGGAAAGCUUUUCCAUGCUUUAAAGUACCAUAAUCCACCCAAUAUGAAGCGUGGGAUUUCAGCGCUUCUUUACAUAUGGGAUUAAAGAAAGACGCGUAUCUGUCAAAUUAAGAACGUUUAAGACCAUUUUAUCGAUGUACAUCGUUUCUUAUCGCGCCGGGCACGACGGCGGGCUGCCUCCCCUCAGCCGCACAAGAUGUCCGCCCGCCCCAACGGCCGCCACCUGCCGCGAGGGCGGCGCCGCCGCCGCUGAGGGGGAGCCCCGCGGCCCGCCCCGCUGCGGGAUCGGCCCCUCACGGGGCUGCGGAGCGGGGCCCGGCAUUGGCACCGGCACCCACCGCUGAGGGGAGCGGGAGCUCCGCGGACACCGCCGGAUUAGAGAGCAGGGAAGAGUCUUUGAAGAAGCUUCCUGUCGGAAUGCCUCACAUCAAUGCAGCUGCAGCUCUGCAGUUCUGCAUGCUGCUGUCUGCGCUUCCUGCGCAGUAUUUCCUAUCCCAGUGGUAUGGAACAGACUCCGCUCAGCGCAUCCAAAUAACAGAAAGGUUGCUAAUUGCAUGUGGGAGCAGCUUUACCAAGUCUUACCUGAGUGUGGAUGCGUGGACAGAUCGUUUAAAGCUGUGGCUAUUGAAGACAAGGAACUGGUACUUCGGAGAGAGGAAAAUUAAAAUUGCCAACAAUGAAGCAGAAAACCAUUCCUAUUUUGCAGAAUCAACUCAGGUUCGCAGUCCAAAGCCUGAAUCCAUCCAGUUCAGUGUGGGACAGGUGAUAGUUCACAAAAGACUUGGUUAUUCGGGAGUCAUUGUUGGAUGGGAUGUAAAAGCUAAAGCUCCAGAAGAAUGGCUACAACACAAAUAUCCUCCAGCAAAACAGGAUGUAAAAGAUACUCCUCACUAUCGAAUUCUAAUUAACAAAGCAAAUGGAUUCGGCAAAUCUACCACUUACAUUCCUGAGGAAGAGAUAACGAUUAUUAUGGGAUUAGAGGUGCACCACCCUGAUAUGAAAGCCUAUUUCAGUGGAUAUGAUGGAUCAAAAUACAUUAUGCAGCCGUGGUUGAAAAAAAUCUAUCCUCAUGACUGAAGUAUUCAACUAUACGUACAUAUAAUGUGCAUCUGGACAACAUCUUUCCUUUCUAAAGUUGAGCAAACAGACACCAGCAUAAAGCUAAUGUAUAUUUUUUUCCUGUGAUGAAAUAAAACAUUCCUAAGCAA
Molecule: messenger RNA, 1222 nt
Organism: Oxyura jamaicensis (ruddy duck)
Lineage: Eukaryota; Metazoa; Chordata; Aves; Anseriformes; Anatidae
Product: F-box only protein 21-like
Exons: 7
Coding region: 432-1091 (219 amino acids)
Molecular function (GO): DNA binding
Source: RefSeq, a predicted model, not a curated record